This is a messenger RNA of Tauraco erythrolophus (red-crested turaco), 288 nucleotides long. The record is from RefSeq and is a predicted model, not a curated record. NCBI's taxonomy places the organism in Eukaryota, Metazoa, Chordata, Aves, Musophagiformes, Musophagidae.
AACGAGGAGUACCGGCGGAUGACCCGCAACAUCACCGGCCAGGAGAUGAACGGGACACUGGCUGAAUUUGGGAGGCAAGUUCGCUCCGUUAAAGCCGUUGUCAUCACUGUAUUCAACUUCAUUGUCACCGUGGUGGCCGCCUUCGCCUGUACAUACCUGGGCAGCCAGUACGUCUUUGUGGAGACGGCGCCGCGCGUCCUGUCGGCAGUCAUUGUGGCCUCGGUGGUUGGCUUGGCCGAGCUGUACGUGAUGGUGCGGACCCUUGAAGGGGACCUGGGGAAACUGUAA